Messenger RNA from Phragmites australis (common reed), 1789 nucleotides. Its product is annotated as elongation factor 1-alpha-like. Gene Ontology annotation, biological process: translational elongation; translation. Gene Ontology annotation, molecular function: GTP binding; translation elongation factor activity; GTPase activity. The record is from RefSeq and is a predicted model, not a curated record. The transcript is spliced from 3 exons. Bases 159 to 1502 code for a protein of 447 amino acids. NCBI's taxonomy places the organism in Eukaryota, Viridiplantae, Streptophyta, Magnoliopsida, Poales, Poaceae.
CAGAAGCGCGUCGGGCGGCCGGAAGGAACCCUAGCUCUCGAGGCCGCAUAUAUAAGGAACCCUCGCUGGCCAAAGCCAAACCCCGCACACCCCUUCAACCCCGCCGCAGCCGCCGCUCCAACUGUUCUCUUUGAGCAGUUCAAGCUUGAUCCUUAGCCAUGGGUAAGGAGAAGACCCACAUUAACAUUGUGGUCAUUGGCCACGUCGACUCUGGCAAGUCGACCACCACUGGCCACCUGAUCUACAAGCUUGGAGGUAUUGACAAGCGUGUGAUCGAGAGGUUCGAGAAAGAGGCUGCUGAGAUGAACAAGAGGUCCUUCAAGUACGCCUGGGUGCUUGACAAGCUAAAAGCUGAGCGUGAGAGAGGUAUCACCAUCGAUAUUGCCCUGUGGAAGUUCGAGACCACCAAGUACUACUGCACGGUCAUUGAUGCCCCCGGACACCGUGAUUUCAUCAAGAACAUGAUUACUGGUACCUCCCAGGCUGACUGUGCUGUUCUCAUCAUUGACUCCACCACUGGUGGUUUUGAGGCUGGUAUCUCCAAGGAUGGCCAGACCCGUGAGCAUGCUCUUCUUGCUUUCACCCUUGGAGUGAAGCAGAUGAUCUGCUGCUGUAACAAGAUGGACGCCACCACUCCCAAGUACUCGAAGGCCCGUUAUGAUGAGAUCGUGAAGGAAGUCUCUUCCUACCUCAAGAAAGUUGGCUACAACCCAGACAAGAUUCCCUUUGUCCCCAUCUCUGGUUUUGAGGGUGACAACAUGAUCGAGAGGUCCACAAACCUUGACUGGUACAAGGGCCCUACCUUGCUGGAGGCUCUUGACCAGAUCAAUGAGCCCAAGAGGCCCUCGGACAAGCCCCUGCGUCUCCCCCUUCAGGACGUGUACAAGAUUGGUGGUAUUGGAACUGUGCCUGUGGGCCGUGUGGAGACUGGUGUCCUCAAGCCUGGUAUGGUUGUUACCUUUGGUCCCAGUGGCCUGACCACUGAGGUCAAGUCUGUUGAGAUGCACCACGAGGCUCUACAGGAGGCCCUUCCUGGUGACAAUGUCGGGUUCAACGUGAAGAACGUUGCUGUGAAGGAUCUCAAGCGUGGUUUUGUUGCCUCGAACUCCAAGGAUGACCCUGCCAAGGAGGCCGCCAGCUUCACCUCCCAGGUCAUCAUUAUGAACCACCCAGGCCAAAUCGGCAACGGCUACGCUCCAGUGCUGGACUGCCACACCUCCCACAUUGCUGUGAAGUUUGCUGAGCUUCUGACCAAGAUUGACAGACGAUCUGGUAAGGAACUUGAGAAGGAGCCGAAAUUCCUGAAGAACGGUGAUGCUGGCAUGGUGAAGAUGAUUCCCACUAAGCCCAUGGUUGUUGAGACCUUCUCUGCUUACCCUCCUCUCGGUCGUUUCGCCGUCCGUGACAUGAGGCAAACAGUUGCUGUUGGAGUCAUCAAGAGUGUGGAGAAGAAGGACCCAACUGGUGCUAAAGUGACCAAGGCUGCUGCCAAGAAGAAAUGAGGGGUUUGGUUGAACCAGUCAGUUUACUUACUUUUAAUCUAUCGUAGUAAAUUUUAGUGUCGGUUAAGUUUUGUUCAGGGCCAUUUCUCUGUUCAGGGCCAUUGCUCUUGCUGGGCCCUGCUGGCAAUGUGUUCUGUUUGAUGUCGUUUAAAUACUGUUUCGGCUUUGACAGAAAACCCGGAUGCUUUUGAGGUUUAUUCAUGUUACUAUCGGCUGUGGAAUACUUUCGUUUGAUAUGUCGGUCCGUAGAUUGAUAUGAAUGGAUGCAAUUUAUGAAUAUUUUCUGA